Molecule: messenger RNA, 3057 nt
Organism: Adineta ricciae
Lineage: Eukaryota; Metazoa; Rotifera; Eurotatoria; Adinetida; Adinetidae
Source: the annotation of a GenBank genome assembly
AUGCCGCUACACUCUCCAGAACGUCUUCAAAGACAUCUAUCACCUCGCACUCCCAUCGAUGAUUCUAGACUAAAAAAACUUGCCAAAAAGCGAAAACAUUCUGAUAUCAAUCCGGACACGGGUAACGAGUCUGAUACACCUUGGUAUACAAUUCAUAAUACAGUAAAGAAGCGAACACGCUUGACAACGUCCGCAACACCAUCGUCAUCAGCAUCAAAUCAAUCGUUGAAUAGAAAGGCAAAGAUGACCGACACUGAUGAUGAACUCAUCGUACCUCUCAAACGGACAUUACGAAGGAAACCAGCUAAAACAGUUGUUUCAACCGAUUCUGACGAUACAAUUAUUAUCGAAGAUGAAGAUGAAGAAGAAGACGAAGAAGAAGUGAAAGAUAGAAAGGAGAAGAAGAAGAAGAAAGAGGCUAAAAAACCAGUGGAACUCGUCAAAAAGAAAGUUGUCCAUCGACCUGAAAUAGCCGAUCAUGAUUUGGAUGAAGAAACCAAAAGAGCGAUGCGAGAACAAACUGAACGGGAUAAACGUAUCAAAGACCAACAAGAGCGUGAAGCAGCAGCAAGUUUAGAACGUCUACAGAAGCAAAAGGAAUAUAAUGGAACUAUUCUUGCUGCACACGAACAAAAACAACGGCCAGUCGCAUUCGAAUUAGUUUUAGAAACCGAUCCAAGUACAAACGAAAUUGUGAUCGAAGUCGAUCUAAUGCUUGUUCAAUAUAUGAAGAAACAUCAGGUGGAAGGUGUUCGAUUUCUGUGGAGUCAAGUGUUUGAAUCAACAGCUAGUAUUGCUGCCAGUAUUGAUAAAGAAACAAAAGUAGAUCGAGGAGGCUCCGGAGCUAUUCUCGCACAUUGUAUGGGUUUGGGUAAAACAUUCACUACAAUUACAUUGAUUCAUACAUUAUUUCGUUACAAACAAUUGACACAUAUUCAUCGUGUGUUGAUUCUAUGCCCAUUAAAUACAGCGAACAAUUGGAGAAAUGAAUUUCGACAAUGGAUCGGAAGUUUAGAACCGCGUAUCGAUGUUUAUUUGUUCAGUGCUGAUGAUAUCGCGAAAAAGGAUCGCCUUUCUUUUCUUCGUCGUUGGCAUGAAGGCGGUGGUAUUUUGAUUAUGGGCUAUGAAAUGUAUCGUUUAUUGAGUUAUGCGUCAGAUGCUACAGCUAAAACACCACGCAAAAAGACAAAGAAAAAACCAAAAUCAACUGACAAUAGCGGCAACGACUCGUCAAGUGAUAGUGACGAUCAGGGCUGGAUGAGAAAAACCACUAAAGCAAAAGCUGAUUUAGCUAAUAUUGAAAAAUAUCGGAAAUAUCUUCGAUCGCCUGGACCAGAUUUGAUCGUCUGUGAUGAAGGUCAUAUGAUUAAAAAUCCCAAGAGUGCUGUAACUCGUGUUGUGAAUGAAGUGCGUACAUUACGUCGUAUAGUGUUGACUGGUACACCGAUGCAAAACAAUCUCAAAGAAUACUAUGCAAUGAUCAAUUUUUGUAAACCAAAUUAUCUUGGUAGUGAACAUGAAUUUUCUCGUAAUUUUCGUAUACCAAUCGAAGCCGGUCAACACAAAGAUAGUUCUCCAGGUGAUGUUGCUUACAUGAGACGUCGAGCAUACGCUCUAAAUCAACGUUUAAUGAAUGUACUUCAUCGACGUGAUUUCGAUGUCCUACGAUCGUUUUUACCUCCAAAAUUUGAAUACGCUGUAAAAAUCAAAUGUACGCCAAUACAGCAAGAACUAUAUCGAACAUAUUUGUUAAUUCAAGAUAUUGAUCCAACAGCUCGACUCAACAUGGCUAAACUGCUCGGUGAUUAUCAAUAUCUAAUGAAGAUCUGGACACAUCCAUGGCUAUUGAAGCCGCAUUAUAUUGAUGGCUUUUAUAAAUAUUUAAAAGGGCAAGACCAAGUCGAGACGGAUCAGUUUUUUAAUGAUGAUCCCGAUGAGAUCGAUGAUGAAGGAGGAACGAAAACGCCGAAGCGCAUCAAACCAAGAAAUACAACUAAAAUGUUACCACGUGGUAUGGCUGCCACGAUUCCCCAACAGAAAAUUAGCAAAUAUUUUCAAAAUGGAGAUAGCGACGAUGAUGAUUCCAAGAGUUUGAAUAGAGCGGAGGUGGUCGAAAAGGCAAUGAAAAAGGAAUGGUGGUACGAUAUGUUUGAUGUCAAUAAAUCGCAAUUCGAUAUCGAAUUAUCAGGCAAAUUUGAAUUGUUUCGUGCAAUUCUUCAUGAAUGUGAAGCUAUCGGUGAUAAAUUAUUGGUAUUUACUCGAAGUAUUCUUGCACUUGAUUACAUUGAACAAUGGCUUGAACGAUGGAGUUCCCGAGCACCAUCACCUAAAUGGGUCAAAGGUGUGGAUUACUUCCGCAUGGAUGGCAAAGUACCAAUUAAACAACGAUCAGCUGAGAUUAAAUUGUUCAAUGAACCUGAGAAUAGUCGUGCUCGUCUAUUUCUUAUCUCUACAAUGGCUGGUGGCAUUGGUAUCAAUCUCUAUUCAGCUAAUCGCGUUAUUAUUUUCGAUGUUAGCUGGAAUCCAGCUCAUGAUCUUCAAGCAAUGUUUCGAUCAUAUCGGCUUGGACAGAAGAAACCUGUUUAUGUCUAUCGUAUCAUUGGUAAAGGUACGAUGGAAGAGAAGAUCUACAAACGGCAAAUAACGAAACAAGCAAUGUCACAGCGAGUUGUUGACGCUAAACAGCUCGAUCGACAUUUUACCAACGAUGAACUUGCUCAACUCUAUCGAUUUGAAACAGAUGUGGAUAACGAUCCUCUAGACAAAUACGACGCUGAGAGGGUAAAAGACAAAGUUCUGAGAAAGCUGAUGGAUGAAUAUGCUGAGCUGAUUGUUUCAUACCGUGAACACGAUUCACUGUUAAUUCAUCGCGACGAAGAAAAUUUAACUGAAGAAGAACGAAAACAAGCACAACACGAAGAUGAAUUGUCAAAAACGCGUGUCUAUGGACGACAGAACGCAGCAUCGAUACCUGUAUCGGACGACUCAGUCAUUCAUAUCACGCCAGGAACAGUCAUGGAUCUCUUACGACAAAACCCCAUGCCACCUACGCAUUAA